AUGGCCGAGGCGGGGUCGCCGGGGCCGCAGGGGGACGGCUGGGCCCUGCCGCCGGCCGGGAGAGCCGCCGACCCGCAGGACGACGCCGAGCACGCCGAGAGAGCUGUGCACCAGGAAGAUGCUGAGAGUGACUGGAGUGCUGACUCCUGCAGUGAUUAUGGCAGUCGUGGCAACGUGGGGACUGCCUUGGGAAGGGCUGUGCCAGAUGGGAACGUGCUUCUUCCAGAUAUUUUUCACACCGAUCAUCUUUUCUUUUACGAGCGGUUUAGUACUUACCAGGAUUACAUCUUGGCUGACUGCAGAGCUUCUGAGGUGAAACAUUUCAUAGCUGACUACCUGGAGAAGGUCCUGGAGCCAUCUGGCUGGCAGGCAAUCUGGCGCACUGAUGUGUUUCAGGUUGUUGUGGGGGUUGUUGAUGUGGAUUACUCGUCUCUGAAAGCAGUUGUGCAGCUCAGUGACCCUUUCCUGUGCGAGUCACGGGACAGCAGCUUUACCUUGGAGUGCAUGCAGGAACUCCUGGAGCUGAAGCAAUAUCAGAUCCUACUGCAGGAGCUGUGGGUUGUGUAUGAUGAGUCAGGAGAGUUUGACCAGACAGCACUGGCUGUAGAGCAUGUCAGGUUCUUCUACCGGUGGAUCUGGAGGACGUGGGACGAGGAGGAGGAGGAUGAGUUUGAUUACUUUGUGCGCUGUGUUGAGCCCCGACUGAGGCUGCAUUAUGACAUCCUUGAACACCGUGUGCCUUCUGGGCUUGUAGCUGAUUACCAGAACUUGUUGUCUCAAUGUGAGGACCUUUAUGGGAAGUUUCUGAAUGUGAGGAACAGCAUCUCAACCAGUGACUCGGACUCAGAAGUAGAAAACGUCUCCAUGGUGGAAGGACUCAAAUUGUAUGAGGAAGUGGAGCACUUAAAACAAAAGCUAAAACUGAUCGAGAAUCCUCAGCUGAGGUAUGUGUUUGGUUACCAGAAGUAUGGAAGUCUCCAGGCUAAAGGACUGAGGACAACGGGUACCAAGGUCAUUCAUGUUGUACCCUCAGCCAUUGCAGCAAAUCAGCUCUAGUUGUUGAU
Myiozetetes cayanensis is the source of this 1064-nucleotide messenger RNA. It is a transcript of the gene SHCBP1, whose product is annotated as SHC binding and spindle associated 1. Bases 1 to 1056 code for a protein of 351 amino acids. The transcript has 7 exons. Gene Ontology annotation, biological process: fibroblast growth factor receptor signaling pathway. NCBI's taxonomy places the organism in Eukaryota, Metazoa, Chordata, Aves, Passeriformes, Tyrannidae. The record is from RefSeq and is a predicted model, not a curated record.